AUGGAACGUAGGGAGGACUGCGAGGCUGCCGUCUGUCUGUGGAAAGAUGCCGAGGCACCGUAUCCUCGCUGCUUCCAGCCGAAGGACUACUACGGCUAUAGGUUGCUUGGCUACUCAGUGCAAGACACGGACCAUGCCCUGUUCAACUUGACUUAUGCGGGUGGUCCGUACAGCCCUUACUCAGACAGUCUCAUACAACAUGUGCAGUUUGAGGUGACCAAGUACAGCAACCGGAUCGUCCGCUUCAAGUUUGUAAAUGCUGCUGAGAAACGCUACGAAGUGCCCGUUCAAGACACCUUCGAGUUUCUCCACAAGCCUCGGCGCACCGACAACCCACGUUACUCCCUCAAGAUGGGCACCAGCAGUAGGGGCGGCUUCUUCUACUUCAGCAUUUUGCGUCGACACACAGAUGUCAGGCUCAUCGACACUAGUAUCGGCGGACUGGUGAUGACCAACCAGUACCUGCAGUUUGUCACGUACUUGCCAUCGACAAACCUGUAUGGCUUUGGCGAGUUGGGGCACAAAAGACUGCGACACGAGUUUGACUUCACAACGCACGUCAUGUUUGCCAGGGACCAGGUGGUUGAGGAUGGCAAAAACCUCUACGGCGUCCACCCAUUCUACAUGUGUAUAGAAGACGGGGGCAAGGCACAUGGUGUACUUCUCCUGAACAGCAAUGCCAUUGAGUAUACGCUUCUCAAGGCUCCGGCCCUGCGGCUGGCCACCAUAGGUGGAGUGCUCGACUUCUUUGUUUUCGUGGGCGACAACCCCGUGCAGGUCAUUGAACUCUACUCCAGUGUGAUCGGCAAGCCCUUUUUGCCCCCGUACUGGGCACUGGGAUUUCAGUUGUCACGAUAUGGAUAUGGGUCACUGGACAAACUCAAAAAAGUGCUGGAGAGGAACCAGAAGGCUGGGUUCCCCGUGGACGUGCAACAUCUGGACAUCGACUACAUGCGAAAUUCGACCACGUUUACUGUCGACACUGUGCGCUACGCCGGGUUGGCCGACUUCAUGGCUGAGCAGCGAGCAAAGAACGGUCUGCGAUUUGUCAUCAAUCUGACACCGGCACUUCCGAGCACAUUACCCGACUAUAAGCCAUUUGUGCGGGGCCGCAAGUACAAGGCAUUUGUCGAGUAUCCCAGCAUGACACCAUUGGAGCGCCGCAGCGUGCCACCUGUUGCACGCAAGCCAAGAGACACCAUGUUCGGAAUUCUGUGGCCCUGCAGUCCAGUGGCAUAUGUGGACUUCUUCAAGAACUCUACUACCUUCUGGUGGAAGCAAGAACUAGCGAGGAUGCAAAAGAAGCUGCCGUUCGACGGCAUCUGGCUGGAUAUGAACGAACCAGCUGAGUUCAGCACCAAUCUUGGGGCACUCAGUGCCGAAGUUCGCAAGAAUUGCUUCAAGGACUGGAAGCUCCUGUGUCACGUGACCAUCUUUGACGAUCCGCCAUACCCUACCAAAGCAGCCACACAAUAUGGCCCGGAAGCCCGUCUCAGCGACCGUACGCUGUGCAUGAGUGGCUGCUUUGGCGAUACGAGCUGCUACUGGCACUAUAAUGUGCACAACCUGUAUGGCUGGAGUGAGAUGCGAGCCACACACAAUGCCCUCAAUGAAGUGCUGGAUGAACGGCAGCUAAUCAUCAGCCGGUCAACGUACCCUUCGAGCGGCCGAUAUGGAGGACAUUGGCUCGGGGAUAACUACAGCACCUGGUCGCAUCUCCGCCGCUCUAUAAUUGGCAUGCUCGAGUUCAACAUGUUCGGCAUACCGUAUGUAGGCGCCGACAUAUGUGGCUUCAUCGGCAAUGCCACCGAGGAUCUAUGCGUCCGGUGGAUGCAGCUGGGUGCCUUCUAUCCGUUCAGCAGGUCCCACAACGACAUCAAGGCAGUCGACCAAGACCCCGCAAUGUUCAGCGACGCUGCGCAGGCUAUCAUGAAAAAGGCCCUGCAGGUGCGGUACACCCUGCUGCCCUACUUGUACACGCUUUUCUAUGAGGCCCACAACAAGGGCACGCCCGUCAUCAGGCCUCUGUUUUUCGAGUUUCCACAUGAACCUCAUACAUACGAGAUCGAUGCACAGUUCAUGUGGGGCAAGUCUCUGUUGAUAUCACCAAUCAUACGAAACAAUACGUACAUGUCCUUCUACCUGCCAACAGGACUGUGGUACGAGUACUAUGAUAACUCUCCAUUCCUGAGCUCAGGCGAGUACAUGGUGCACAACUGGCUCAAACUGAAGACGCCAACACCGCUGUAUGUCCGGGCAGGUUCCAUUCUCCCAACGCAGACCCCAGGGACGAGCACAUGGGACAGGCUGAACAAAACUGUAACUCUCAUGGUGUACCCAAACAAUGGCAAGGCCUCCGGUACUCUCUAUUGGGAUGAUGGCAUCGGGAAACGAAACAUCGAAACUGGUGCCUAUGACUACAUCCGAUUCCGCAUUGUGGCUUGUCACUUGGCUGUUGCUCGGCUGCACAAGAACACCGUGCCUGUGCCACUGAUCGUUGGCUCCAUCGUGGUCGUUCACAUGGAAACCGCACCCACGCACCUUUACGUUGAUGAAAAGUUGCAGCCGAAGAAUGCCAUAACUCCACUUGGGAACAAGGCGUACGAAUUCAAGGUAAAGCUGAGUCUCCACUUGGACAAAACAGAGCCCAGCAUCGAGUGGGAAGGCGAGGGAAACAGAUGCGUGACGUAACACGAAACAAUCAUGGCUGAAGCGUCCGAAGAGCAGUCCAGAAACCUUGCCGGGCUACGUACAAAACGACUGUGGCUGUCGGAGGCAAAAUUAGAGUUCCAAGUGAGACCGGUCUCCCCAGCUAGGACCGCCGGAUGAAUGAUUCGUCUAUAAAAAAAA
Rhipicephalus microplus (southern cattle tick) is the source of this 2850-nucleotide messenger RNA. RefSeq names its product lysosomal alpha-glucosidase. Gene Ontology annotation, biological process: transmembrane transport; carbohydrate metabolic process. NCBI's taxonomy places the organism in Eukaryota, Metazoa, Arthropoda, Arachnida, Ixodida, Ixodidae. The record is from RefSeq and is a predicted model, not a curated record. Gene Ontology annotation, molecular function: transmembrane transporter activity; carbohydrate binding; alpha-1,4-glucosidase activity.